This is a messenger RNA of Drosophila willistoni, 1481 nucleotides long. RefSeq names its product protein enabled homolog. The record is from RefSeq and is a predicted model, not a curated record. The transcript is spliced from 2 exons. Lineage: Eukaryota; Metazoa; Arthropoda; Insecta; Diptera; Drosophilidae. Bases 9 to 1400 code for a protein of 463 amino acids.
UUUUGAUUAUGGCAGAUGGAUUGGAAGAAAAGUUAGAAGAACUUAGCUGGAAAGUCGAUAGUGAGAAAGAUUUAGAAUUCAUUAAAAAUAUAAUUUCGGAGGAAUCGAAUGGAAUGCCAGUCGAUGAAGAAGUUUAUAGCUUAACGUUGGAUUUUUGUUAUACCAAGACCCGUGAUUUGUUAGUGAAUGCCAAGUUAAUUGCCGAUCACAGUGAGCAUUAUAAAACCGAAUUGAAGCAUUUCAUCAUGUCUCAAAAAGGAAAGAGUAGUAAGUCGAUUGAUGAGUCUGAUGCCUUGAUGGCUAUCAAUCGGACAAGAGCUUGUGUGAAUAGUAUGCCUAUAUUGGUGCCAUUCAUGGAGAAUGAAUUGUACUUGCCAUCGUGGCGACAUUGCCAAGUUGCGCCUCGACCCGACCUCUCGUCAAUAGAUACACCAGGAUCCGAUGACGAUAUAGAUCCCAGUGGGUUGCUUAAAAUGUUCCCGGAAGGCUAUGAAGGCGAUGACGAUGAUGAUGAGUUUGGCUUACACAGAGCCUCAGUAAUGGGCCUACCGGAGGGAUUAGACUCGUCUUCGGGCAGCGACUAUGACAGCGACUUUGGAGUGGAUAAAGCAAGAAAGAUAUCCAGUGAGAUGCCAACUUCACCCAAGAAAUCCAAACUGGAGAGUCCAAAUAAGGGCAAAGUAAAUUCACCACCACCACCACCACCGGCUCCGCCAUCGAUUCCAACACCUGUUCCGGCACCCGCACCGGCCUCUGAACCACAACCACCAUCAACGGCGGCACCACCACCCCCACCAGCACCAGCUCCAGCACCACCACCCCCACCACCAGCAGCACCACUUUCUCGCGCUGCAGCCCUAGCAGCCGCAAAUCGUUCAAGAUUGUCAGCAGCCACAGCCUCGGCAUUGGAAAUGGCCCUGGCCCCACUCGAUAAGAGGGCCAAAAUACAAAUAGACGAUAUUCUGCCCUACUCAGCACCGGCUAACAAACCGAAAGGCAAACAAAGUGCCAGCAAAUCUGCCAAGUCGAAGUCAUCAUCGUCACCCAACUCGAAGAAGACUAAGUCCAAGGAGUCGGGACCGAAUGCUGGCGAUGAGAAAUCAACGAAAUCCAAAUCAACCAAGAACGAUAAGCCCAACGAUGCAAAGAAAACAGGCUCAACUCCAUUCAAGGAGAAAUCCAAGCCGGUGACUCCAGUUAAACCCAAUCGCGAGGCUAGUCCAAGUAACAUGGAUGAUGUCAAUCCGGAUGAAGUGCAUAUUCCUGUUUUAGUCUCAUCAUCAUCAUCUGGGGUAAAUUCGAAUUUGCCACCAUCUGGGCUAAAUAUAAAUUUGCCAAAAAUAAAUAUCAUACAGAAUUUUAAGCGUGAUCUAAACGCUAAACCUCGUCGCAGACGCUAGUCGUUCCCAUGAAAUGGAAAUGAAAUUAUAUGAAACAAUAAAUAAAUCAGUUUAGUUCUGAUAUAUAUCAGAAUAUUCAUA